AUGGACGACGAUCUGCUCCUGAAUUUUGAUACCUCGGCGCCGGUGCGCGCGCCGAAGAAGGAGCGGCGGCGGCCGCAGGCGCAGCGCACGCCGCAAAAGAGGGCGCGUACAGAGGAACCAGAAAGCGGCGCGCCGAAGCGCGCGCGCCCGGCGGGUGACGCCCCGGCACCGAAACGCCCGGCGGGCGACGACGAGGCGCGCCGCGCCGUCGCGGCCGCGCGGCGCCUCACCGGCGGGCCACCGACCAGGGGCACUGGGUAUAUUUCGUCGCUCUUUGCGCGCGACGAGGCGAAUGCCGACCAGCCCGCCGCCGUGCCCCAGGCGUCGGCGCUCGCGCCGUCGAAUGCCCCGUCGAUGGACGGCACGUUUGAGGGCCUCGGCCUGUCGCGCCUGCUUGCGCGCCACCUGUCGACACGCAUGGGCCUCGAAGGGAAGCCGACCGAGAUCCAGCGUCUGGCCAUCCCCCCCAUGCUGUCCUCGCCGCCGAUGGAAGCGGCGAUGCGCGAUAUCCUCCUCCAGGCCCAGACCGGUUCCGGCAAGACACUCACGUACCUCUUGCCGAUUGUGCAGUCGAUCCUCCCCCUGUCCCAAGAGAGCUUUAUCGACCGGAGCGUCGGAACGCUCGCCAUCAUCCUCGCGCCGACUCGCGAACUGGCGCGCCAAAUCUAUACCGUCCUGGAAAAGGUGCUUGCGCUCUCGCUUGCGUCUGACGAUGAGGACACGCCGCGGUACUCGCGCUGGAUCGUGCCCGGCCUCUUGACCGGCGGCAGCACCAAGAACCACGAAAAGCAGCGCCUCCGCAAGGGGUGCCCGAUCCUCGUCGCGACGCCCGGCCGUUUGCUCGACCACCUGCAGAACACGUCGAGCCUCGACGUGGGCAAGUGCCGCUGGCUCGUGCUCGACGAGGCCGAUCGCCUGCUCGAGAUGGGCUUUGAGGAGCAGCUCGACGGGAUCAUCAAAGCGCUCGAAGGCCGCCGCCGCCUCGCGGUGCGUGCCGCAAAGGACGCGCUGGUCGACCAAGGCGCGCAGACCGGCGCCGAGGACGAGGCACAGGUCACCGACUCGCUCGGCAUCGCGUGGUGGGCGUGGCGCAUGCGCCUCGUGCUCUGUUCCGCGACGCUCGACGAGCGCGUCCAGGCGUUUGCCGGCACGGCGCUCCACGAGCCGAUCCUCAUCCGCGCCGGCGCGCCGACCGAGACCGAGGCGCGUGCCGACGACACGCCGACGUUUGCGGCGCCGUCGCAGCUGCAGCAGCACUGCGUCAUUGUCCCGCCCAAGCUGCGCCUCGUGUCCCUCGUCGCGCUGCUGCGGCAUAGCAUUCCCCGCACCUCGGAGCUCGCCGAAAAGGGGCCGGCGCGUGUUAUUGUCUUUAUGUCGAGCACUGACGGGGUCGACUUUCACUGGCAGUCGCUUGGCGGCGCCAAGAUGGGUCAGAUCGAGCAGCCGGCCGAAGGCAAGGAGAUGCCGCUCGCGCAGUACUCGGACCUGCUGCCCAACACGCCUAUUUACCGCCUGCACGGUUCCAUGACGCAAAAGGAGCGUAUCGCCUCGCUGCGCGCGUUUCGCACGCUCACCGACGGCACGGACUCGACCGAGACGCGCCGCGGCGGUGUGCUUCUCUGUACGUCGGUCGCCUCGCGUGGUCUCGAUUUGCCCGACGUGCGCUGCGUCAUCCAGAUGGACGUGCCUACGGAAGGCGGCGUCGAAGAGUACGUGCACCGUGUCGGUCGUACUGCGCGUGUCGGCCGCGCAGGCUCGAGCUGGCUGAUGCUCAUGCCGCACGAAAAGCCGUGGCUCACGACGCUCACGGAGCGCAUGGUCGUCUACCCCGCGGCGCACGCCAAGCCGCAGCCCGCGCGCAUUUCGCUCGUGGGCCUCGACACGGUGCUCUACGAAGGCUUUGGCGGUGCGCAGCGCGAGUACGAGUCGCGUGCGACCGACGUCCAGAUGGCGCUCGAGCGGUGGGUGCUCGCUGCGCCGGAGCACGCGACGCUCGCACGCACCGCCUUCCUCGCACACAUCCGCGCGUACGCGACACACCCCGCGAGCGAAAAGGCGAUCUUUAACGUGAACCAGCUGCACCUCGGGCACAUCGCCAAAGCGUACGCACUGCGCGAGGCGCCGAAUACCGUGCAAAAGACGUCCAAGCGCGAGCACGACAAGAAGGAGAACAAGACCGAGAGCAAGAAGGACGACGACGCGCGCGCGCGGCGCCAGCGCAUGAUGGCCAAUCUUCCGACAGUGAGUAUGUAG
Molecule: messenger RNA, 2253 nt
Organism: Malassezia japonica
Lineage: Eukaryota; Fungi; Basidiomycota; Malasseziomycetes; Malasseziales; Malasseziaceae
Gene: DBP7
Product: RNA helicase
Exons: 1
Coding region: 1-2253 (750 amino acids)
Biological process (GO): ribosome biogenesis
Cellular component (GO): nucleus
Molecular function (GO): nucleic acid binding; ATP binding
Source: RefSeq, a predicted model, not a curated record